AUGGCGUUAGCCUGUGGCUACCACCCCUUGCGCUGCACGGUGGCCCUCCCACAGCGCUCCGCUACAUCGCGCUGGCGCCGCGCGGCCCUCGGCACGGGCACCGCCGCGGCCGCCGUGGCACGGCUGAGCGCCACAGUGCGGCGCUGCCUGCGGACGUCGCCGCGCAGGAGUCCGGUGCACAUAUUGUCCGCCUGCAACGAGUAUCGGCAAGAGACGCUGAUUCUGGAAAGGAGCGCGGAAGUGCACGGCUAUUCCUUUCAGGCAGUUGGCCUGGGACAGCCAUUCACCGGUGUAGGUAUGAAGCUCUUCCUGUACGACACGGCCUUGAAGGAGUUGGUGGGACGGCAAAUUCCACCCAACGAAGCUGUCUUGCUGUUGGACGCUUGGGAUACCAUCCUUUUGGGUCCUGCUGAGGAAUUUGUGGAAAAACUGCAUUCCAUGAAGAUCUUGUCAGAGGGGGCCAUCCUUUGUGGGGCUGAUCGCAUUUGUGCACCUGAGUACAAGAUGGCUCCCAAGAUGGAGAGAUACUUUCCGGAGAUCUCCACUCCUUGGCGCUAUCCCAACUCGGGCUGCAUCACUGGCACGGCUGCGGCGGUCACAGCCUUCAUUCAUGGCUUGGUACAUGGCACCGAGGGUGGGAGCUAUGGUCAGCAGGACGACGAUCAGCUGCGAUUGCAGGAGUUCCUGUUGAACUGGCAGGAACGUGGAGUGCGUUAUCCAUUUCAAUUGGACCACGAGUGCUGCUUGUUUCAGAACAUGGGUGAACCUGAAUGCGGUUGGGACUUUGAGCUGGAGGGUCCCACUCCACGACUUAGAAAUCGAUUUACUCAACAUCAACCGUUGGUGGCACAUGGCUGUGGGGGACAUGGCCGGUGGUUUCUGAGCGACGUCUACCGGGAGUUGCGCUUGCUGGAGUUCUUGGAUUUGGACCCAGACAGCUUGUCCACUGUGCAGUAUGCUGGCUUGGUUCCUCCUGGUGCACAGGUGACGGAGGAGCACUGGGUGAACCAACCGCCCUGGGACUUUCCCUUCCAGGCCUUUGAGGUCAUCCGCGCCAACGCGCUGCGGGAGGUCUAUUUCGCCAUCAUCAGGGCAGCAAAGGCAGCCGCCGAUGACAUUAUGGAGAAAUGUGGCCACAUCACAUCCAUUGGAGUGACUCAACAGCCAGGAUGGUAUGAUAGCUUGCCCCUGGCCGGCGAGGAUGGCGAGGUCGCCAUAGUACGUGCUGCCAAGUCCGCGGCCGAUGAGAUCGUGGAGAAGUGUGGUCCCACCACCUCGGCUGAUGGCCUUGGUGGCUUGAUCUCACGCAUGAGCAAGGAUCUUCUGUGCCUCUGUUCAGCUUUGGCUGAUACCGCAUCAGACUGGGUGCCCAUUGUGGCCGCCAUUGUGGUGAUCAUCCAGCACUGGCCAAGGACCCCGCCGCCCCGUGGAUUGAUGUAG
This is a messenger RNA of Cladocopium goreaui, 1440 nucleotides long. The record is from the annotation of a GenBank genome assembly. Lineage: Eukaryota; Dinophyceae; Suessiales; Symbiodiniaceae.